Fusarium tjaetaba is the source of this 447-nucleotide messenger RNA. Its product is annotated as mediator complex subunit Med9. The record is from RefSeq and is a predicted model, not a curated record. Gene Ontology annotation, molecular function: transcription coregulator activity. NCBI's taxonomy places the organism in Eukaryota, Fungi, Ascomycota, Sordariomycetes, Hypocreales, Nectriaceae. The transcript has a single exon. Gene Ontology annotation, cellular component: mediator complex. The coding region runs from base 1 to 447 and encodes 148 amino acids. Gene Ontology annotation, biological process: regulation of transcription by RNA polymerase II.
AUGUCUCCAUCAUCUGCAUCUGCACCUGCAUCCGCAUCUGGCCCACACCCAUUGGCCCUCCCGCCCACGUUCUCUCCGGAUACUCUAGACGCCCUUUCGGAGCUCUCUCUCGUCCUCGCCCGCGUCCGUGCCGGUAUUCAGUCGUCGGCUGGAAUCACUACUGAGCCUGCACCGGGGACCACCGGUCACAACGCCUCUGGACCUACAUUGUCUUUCAAAGAUGUACCUGGAGCCACGGAUAGCCUGAAACACAAGCUGCAGCGUGCUCGCGCACAGGUUCGUGAGCUCCCGGACAUGGACCGAUCCAUCGCCGAACAGAAUGAUGAGAUCCGUGACCUUGAAAGUCGCAUCCAGAAACAACGAGCAUUACUACAACGAUUAAGAGAUGAAGCCACCGGAAGAGAUCGGAAAGAUGAAAUCAGCGCUGGUGACAAGAUGGAGUCAUGA